Molecule: messenger RNA, 1517 nt
Organism: Owenia fusiformis
Lineage: Eukaryota; Metazoa; Annelida; Polychaeta; Sabellida; Oweniidae
Source: the annotation of a GenBank genome assembly
CUAGUUUGAAUACCGAAAGGCUUUUGGUAGCAUCUUGCUUUCAGUAAUGGACGGUUUGCUAGUGAUUUUGUCAUUAUUUCUGGCUGUUACGGGGGCCACAAGGGUGUCAUAUGAAGGCUAUCGAGUUUUGGAGGUUUUUCCCACAGAAGAUGCUACAGUUCAUUUCCUUCACGAUCUCUAUGAAGAGGAGUACCUAAAUAUUGACUUUUGGUCUGAACCACGUGGGGUGUUCUCUCCUAUUAUCUUCCAUGUGAAUCCAAUACGUUAUGACUGGGUCACAGCACAAUUAGACGCAGAGGGAAUUAAAUAUACAAUCAUCGUGGAGAAUCUUCAGAGCAUGAUUGACGCCGAGACCGAGAGAUUGUCAUCACGUGACCCCACCACACAGGCAAUUGAGGACUUCGCUGAUUAUCACAGAUUUGAUGAGAUGAUGUCUUGGAUAACCAACAUUACGACGUCCAGGUGCGGCGGUAACAGAUGUAGUCUCUUUAAUGUUGGUACUUCCUUUGAAGGUCGUAGCAUCCGUGGUAUAAAGAUCGGAACACCUGGUACAGACAAACGAGCUGUAUGGGUGGAUUGUGGAAUACACGCCAGAGAAUGGAUCGCUCCCGCAACCUGCACCUACUUUAUAUGGAGGUUGAGCCAAGACUAUGAUUCUGACGCAGAGACGAGGCGAUUGGUGGAUACGUACGACUGGUAUAUACAGCCAGUCGUCAACCCUGAUGGAUAUGAAUAUACCUGGGACGUGGAUAGGCUAUGGAGAAAAACCAGAAGUAAUUAUAAUGACAUCCUUGGAUGUAUUGGAACGGAUGGCAACAGAAACUACGAUUCAUUUUGGGGAAGUGAUCUUGGAGGGGCUUCUAAUGACCCGUGUUCGAACACUUAUCACGGCCCUUCAGUGUUUUCAGAGCCAGAGUGUGCGGCACAACGAGACUUUAUGACACCUUUAAGGGAUAGUUUCAUAGCCUUAUGGACGAUGCAUUCACGGGGCCAAUGGAUGCUUCACCCAUGGGGGAACUACGAUAUCCCAGAGAAUGAAGCAGAGUUGGAUCAAGUUGGACAAGCUAUUGUUGAUGCCAUAUUUGAGGUACAUGGGGUGACCUACAUUCACGGCCAAUCUGCUGUUCUUUUGUACCCAACCCAGGGAUCCUCGAACGACUGGGCCUAUGCCCCAAGAGGGCACGAAGGUGGUGACGGACUUGGCAUCGAGUAUGCCUACACGCCAGAACUGCGCCCUGAUCCCAAUGGCGAAGAUGCCUGGUUAUUGCCUCCAGAGCAGAUCAGACCGGUGGGAGAGGAGUGCUGGGCUGGACUGAAGGCAAUGGUGCGAGAGAUCGAAUCAAUUGGACUCCCUCCAUAAUGUCAAACUAAUUAUAGUCAGUAAACAAAGAUUGUUGAAUACCUUUUAUGAUUCAAAUAGUCUGUUUUCUGCAUUUUAUUUACAUAUAAAAUAAAAUAUGAUGAAUGUAUUUUUAAUGUUCAUAAAAGUAUUAUUGGAACAAAAUAUACAUGAUGAA